AUGUUAUCACUCUUAAUAUCUAUCAACAACUCAUUUAAAUAUUAUUAUAUAAAAUUUUAUGUAAAUAUGGUUACUUCUACCGUUCAAGUACAAGGAACAUUUCAUAUAACAACUUCAAGUGGAUUAAAAAAAGAUUUAAAAUAUAGAACAUGUUGUGAUUGUUGUCACAUUACACUUGGAACAGUUUUUUUGGGUAUCAUUGAAUUAAUUGCUGUAUCUAUAUUAUUAUUAUCACUUAUUCAGCAAGUUUUAUGGAAACAUAAUGAUUCAAAUAAUUGUCUUUCAAAUCCAACAUUUCGAAUGUUAAGAGAUUGUCUUUUAUUUAAUUUUUCACACUUCAAAGUAACAUUAGCCGGUGAUUAUUUUAUUGCUUUACUAAUGAUGUCUAUAUUAUUUUGUAUUGUUUUGCUAUUUUGCGGUAUACUUUCAGCAACUCCAUCUUUACUAUUUCCACAUAUCAUUAUUCAAGGUAUUGGUUUAAUUUCUUCAAUUGCCUAUUUUGUUCUUUAUGCUUGGUCAUACAUUUAUGGUGAUUUAUAUCAGCAAAAAAAAUUAUUCAAUAUACAAAGUUGUGUAGAAAGAAUGUGGUUUGCAACUAUUUUAUUAAUUUUUUCUGGUUUUCAAUUAUAUUUAUUUUUUACAGUUAUUAAAUGUACCUUAUAUUUGCAAAUGAUAAAUGAUGAACAAUAUAGAAAAUUUAAUCAAUUUGAGGAAGUAAGAGAAAGAGUUAGACUUGCUAAAGAAAAUGGUUUAUGGAGAAGUGGAGGUGGUUUCUUACAAUAUCGUGGGCAGGAGGAAGAUGAACUUAGAAAAAAAGAAAGAAAAGAACAAAAGAAAAAAUCUAAAUGGGUUCAAUGGAAUUUAGAAAGAAAUCAGGAAAGAGAGAUAACUGAUACUAAUACAGAAAGUGAAGAUGAUUUUAAAAGACAUAAUAUUUCUGAUGAUGUAUCUAAAAAAAAUGAGGAACUUAAAAUGAAAACAUUUCAAAGAUCAAAUGAUUUAAAAGAAACAUUUAAUAUCCCAAAAUUUCAACACAACUCAACAUCUGAUAUUUCUGAAAAAAUUACAAACAUGGAUACAUAUUCUGCAACUAAAAAUGAUACUCAAUCACGUCAUUAUCUAAAUAAUAUUAGUUUAUCAGCACAAAAAAAUGAAGUGACAUAUGAUAAUAUUUCAAUUGACCGAAACAAGCAAAAUGAUUCAUUUCGUACUAAGACAUCAUAUACUCAACAACAUAGAGAAGUUACGAAGACAGCUAUACAUAAUCCAGUAAGAACAAAUAUUGUAAAUAUUUCAACAAAAUCAAAAAGUACAUCUAAUUCAAGUCAACAUAGUCCUGUUGUUAAAAAGGUUUCGAUAUCAUCAACAACACAUCCAUUUUAA
Molecule: messenger RNA, 1383 nt
Organism: Strongyloides ratti
Lineage: Eukaryota; Metazoa; Nematoda; Chromadorea; Rhabditida; Strongyloididae
Exons: 5
Coding region: 1-1383 (460 amino acids)
Source: RefSeq, a predicted model, not a curated record